Messenger RNA from Dermatophagoides farinae (American house dust mite), 1832 nucleotides. RefSeq names its product calmodulin-lysine N-methyltransferase. Gene Ontology annotation, molecular function: calmodulin-lysine N-methyltransferase activity. The record is from RefSeq and is a predicted model, not a curated record. Gene Ontology annotation, cellular component: cytoplasm. Lineage: Eukaryota; Metazoa; Arthropoda; Arachnida; Sarcoptiformes; Pyroglyphidae.
UGAUGUCGCAAGUUUGAUGCGACCUUAACCAUCGAAUCAAACAACAAAUGGAAUGCCCUUCAAAAUAAUCUCAGCUUUUUUUGGCACAAUCACAUUUUUAAACCCUAUAUUCGAUGAUCGAAAUGUUUCAAUACUCGAAUAUCAAUUCAUUAAACAGUUCUUUCAUUAUCAAUGUUGUGUAAAUCAUAUCAAAAGAAAAACAAAAAUCAACAACAAUCGAAAUCUAGUCAAUCAUUUCAGUCUAUCUCUCUUACUCUCUUUCUCUUUUUGAUCCAUCCAUUAUUUUCAUAAAUGGCCAAUUCGGACAUUCUGAAUUGUUCGUCAACAUUUUCGUCGCCUUCAUCAUCAUCGUCAUCAUGUAAUGAUGGACAACCAAAAUCCAAUAAAGAACAGCAGCAGCAGGCGACAAAUUCCUCUUCUUGUUCGAACAUAAGCCGUAGUCGACAACGAUGGCAAUUAUUAUCGAAAGCUGUACGUAUGAAACAAUUUGAUUUGCAAGAAUUGCGAAUGUUAAGAGCCAAUGGAAAUGAUAUGAUUGUUUAUGAUCAAAAUUCCACUUCAACGGCCGAAUUAUCCGAUUCAAAUUCAUCGGAAAAUUCAUCAUUAAAUGAACAUAUUGAUCGUCAUCAUUCAUUAAAUUUAAUCGAAACUUAUGGUCUUAUCAAUUAUCGUUAUCGAUAUGCCGAGAAUGGAUCAAAUUUUAUCGAUUCCAACGAUGUUUGGAUCGAAUGUCAAUGGAACAAACGAUUGGACGAAGAUUUUUCCGAUACAGAUAUUGAAGAUGAUGAUGAUGAUGAUGAAGAUGAAGAUUGUGGUGCUACAAACAUUGGUGAUAAUCAAUUAGAAUUGUGUAUAAAGUUAGUGCAUAAUCGAUUACAAUUAAAAGAUUUGGCUGGCUUUGAUAAUUCUGGUAAUGUUCGUGUAUGGUCAUCGGAGGAAGCGAUGGGCUAUUUAUUGGCCCAUAAUCAAAAUAUACGAGCUCGACUUAAAGGACGAAUUAUAUGUGAAUUAGGAUCUGGUUGUUCAGCAUUGGCCGGAUUAAUCGCUGUACGAUCCGGAUUAGCUACAGAAAUCUACCUCACCGAUGGCAAUGAACGAUGUGUUCUUAAUAUUGAACAAAUUGUUCAAAGAAAUUUUCCCGAAAUUAAUUCUGCUCACACAAAAUCCGAUGGAUUAAAGAUUGUCGUACAACAAUUAUGUUGGAAUCAACCGGAACACUAUGAAGAGCUAAAAAAUCGUAUAGAAAUAAUUAUCUGUGCUGAUUGUCUAUUUCGUUCGGAUGCACAUCAAUCUUUAAUUGAUACCAUUGAUUUCCUAUUGAUCAAUGAUCGUAACAUUGGUCAGGCAAUUAUCAUGGCACCAAGACGUGGCGAUAAACUUGAUCGAUUUAUUCGUCGUGUAUUCGAUGAUGGUCGAUUCUUUCUACAAGUCUCUCGUGAUUAUGAUCAUCGUUUUAUAAGACAUUUUGAAAGAAUACGACAACAAGAUCCACAACGAUAUGAACCGGAUACUUCUUUUCCAUAUCUAUUGAUUAUGAAUCGUCGUCCUAAUAUCGUUCAACAACAAAAGCAGCAUCAUCAGUAGUAUCAUUAGUAGCCAAAUUGAUUAAUUGUGCACAGUGAAUGCGGCCUUUAUCUAUCUGUUUCCCAAUAAAAAGGGAACAAUUUGAUCGAUCUUUUAUUUCCUACCCGAUUCGAAUGUUUCCUUUACACCGUAAUUCCGUUCUAUUUUCUCUAGCAGAUUUUAUCAAGAUUCUUCUUUCCAUUUUUUCUUUUUAUUCUUUCAUUCUCAAUUGUAGUCCUUGUAGGUAUUAUUUUUGUUAAAAUAAUUAA